Exophiala viscosa is the source of this 336-nucleotide messenger RNA. RefSeq lists its product as uncharacterized. The transcript is spliced from 3 exons. The coding region runs from base 1 to 336 and encodes 111 amino acids. The record is from RefSeq and is a predicted model, not a curated record. NCBI's taxonomy places the organism in Eukaryota, Fungi, Ascomycota, Eurotiomycetes, Chaetothyriales, Herpotrichiellaceae.
AUGGCUUGCGAGCGACACGGCUGCUCCUCGCUCUCUACAAUCUUAUCCCUGGCGUCCGUUGUUACACCUACUGCCACGCCGUUGUCCCAGAAGAGGAAGGGUUUGGCUUUUGCGGCAUUCAAGAAGAAUGCAGAUCCAGGUCCUAUAUGGGAAAAGCUAGCAGCGUGCAAGACUAGUACUAAGCUGAGGCUCGACGGCUCGUGCUUGGACGAAUGGCAGAAGAAGCUCCUCAUGCACACCGGAGACUACUUCGCUGCUAGAGCUACUCAGCAGACAGAAACGGGACCAAGCCACGAUUUCGGAAAGACAUGCGACCAUAAAGCGUCGCCUGGAUGA